AUGUGUCUGUUCGAGAUGCCGGCUGCCCCAGACGUCUCAGUCGAGCUACGUAGGACUAAAAGGCACAAGUUCAGACGCUACACGACGCUACUCAGCAAGAACGGAGUGCGCGAGCUCACCGCUGUCGACUUCAUGGAGUCUUACGUAGAAGAAAACAGGAAGAGGAAUGGCCACAACAGCAACAUUUCCUUUCUGUGCGCCGACGUCACUGCGCUGGAGUUCGCGGAAGGAUCGUUCGACAUGGUGUUCAGCAACUGGCUGCUGAUGUACCUCACAGACGCCGAAGUGGACGCUCUGCUGCAGCGGGUGCUAUCCUGGCUCACGCCCCAGGGGCAUCUCUUCAUUAGGGAGUCGUGCUUCCAUCAGUCAGGCAACGUGAAGCGUGCAGAGAACCCAACGUUCUACCGCUCGCCGCUUCAGUACGCGACGAGUCUCAGCCGCUGCUGUACCCCUCAGGACGACGUCUACCGUCUCGUCAAGGCUAAGAGCAUACAAGCCUACAUCAACCACUACCGCAACCCGAACCAGCUGUGCUUCUUGGUCCAAAAAACCUGUACCGCGUCGGGGGGCGGCGGGGUGGCGGAGCUGGAGCGCCGUCUGAGCGCCGCGACGCUGCUGGAGACCGUCCACGGCGCGGCCUGGGGGUGCAGGGGCGGGGAGGCCGCUGCUCAGCUGUUGGCGGGGAGAGGAGACAGCGUGCGCGGCAAGACGGUGCUGGACGCAAACUGCGGCACCGGGGGACUUGUGACGCUGCUGGCCCACCAGGGCGCUGCUAGGGUGGUGGGGCUUACCUCCAGCGCCGUCAACCUUCACUUGGCGCUCCUCCACCUCGGCUCCAAAGGCCAAGAAAUCAUCACCAAGACUUUCUUUGAGUUGAGUUCGUUGCUGGAGUGGCAGCGCCGUGACAAGUUCGACAUCGUCUGCGCUCACGACCUGCCUCUCGAUCAACUCAAUGGCCCUCAUGUACUGGCGAAACUAAAGACGUUACUGAAAGAAAGCGGGCAAAUGUUCAUUUCUGUCUGCACUUCCGACAUCGCAACUGCAGAUUUGGUCAGCGCGGCCGAGCUGAAAGCCAUGGCUGCCAAAGCUGGCUUCUCCAGGGUUGAGACAAGCACGAACACUGAAUUUCUGCCUGCGAUUGUGAAGGAACUUUCGGGAUGUCAAGUGAACAACAAUGCGACCGCUGGCUUGCCUCAUGUUCACCGCCAAGAGUUCAUCGAAGAACUUCAGUUGACGGAGUUCUGUGAGCGACUGAAGCUGGAGCCGGGACAGUAUGUGCUAGACGUUGGCUGCGGUACAGGAGGGUCCGCAUUUUACAUGGCGGAAACAUACGGCGUCCGAGUCCUUGGAGUCGACUUAUCCAGUCAUAUGGUUCAGAUCGCCAAUGAAAGACUCAGCAAAACAUCUCCGGAUGUUCAACAGAAGGUACAAUUCAAAAUCGAAGACAUCAUGAAGAGUUCGUUUCCCGCGAACAGUUUCGACGUGAUCUACUCCAGAGACACCAUCCUUCACAUUCCUAAUAAGGAAGAACUUUUCGCCUCGUUGUUUAAAUUUUUGAAGCCUGGAGGAACGAUUCUCAUCACCGACUACUGCAGAGGCGACCAAGCGCACAGUCAGCAGUUUCUGGAUUACGUCAAACAAAGAGGCUACGAUCUGCGCACCGUGAAGGAGUACGGCAAGAUCCUGCAGGACGCAGGCUUCACGGGCGUUGAUGCCCAGGAUGCAACUGCGCGAUUCAUCGCCAUCUUGGGCGAAGAACUGGCUCGGUUUGAGCCUACUAAAAAGACCUUCAUUCUGGAAUUCAACGAGCAGGAUUACCUGGACAUCGUGGAGGGCUGGAAGGCGAAGCAAGUGCGCUGUGCAGCAGGAGAUCAGGCCUGGGGGUAUUUCUUUGCACGGAAGUAAAUGCAAUCUCUUCAUGAGCUGCUAAUUUCAGGAAACGAAACUCUUCGUAAUCUGCUAAUUUCAGUAAAUUAAACCAUCCGUAAGCUCUGAAUUAAAAAACACUCUCCGUAAGCUGCGAAACUCAGUAAACGCGAGUAAAUUGCGUAGCAAAAUAUACGUUCUACAAAGGGCAAGCUCACCUCUUCUCGGUCAGAAGUUAUCUGGGGCGUGCUGCAACACUUUUAGUUCAUAUAGUUGAAUAUUUUAUAAUUUUUGUUGGGUGACCUAUAGCUGUUCUUUGACUAUCCAUUGUACAAUCGAGAUUUAACUAUUAAGAUUCAACGAAUUUUAUCAAUUCAUCAGCAAGGGAAUUAGUCAAAGUGAACGAAUUUCAGCGACAUUUCUGUAAUAGCUUGUAGAAAUUAAAUGAACAAUGGUUCAUGCCCGAGUUGAACCUGUCGAGCCUCUCUCUUAAAUUCUAUUAGAGGAGAGCGAUGUCUAUAUUUUAGCAGUUCGGCAUGGCCAAGGAGAGUUAAUUUCUCGACGCGGUAGGACGGUCUAGAGGAAAGUAAUUGAGUUUGAGUAGAAUAGUUCAUAAAAAUGUUGAAUUAUACUACACAUUAUUAUCAAUUUUAAAUCCAGUUUGUCUCUAAAUUUCGGUUCAGCAUUAGGUUAUAAUUUUACUUGUUCUUAAUGUACACUUUAUUGCGCCAAAGGCAUCGUUCCAGUGACUAUUGCAAUACAUCUUAUGUCUUACGGUUUUAAUUAAUUAAGUAUAACUUAGCGUCCCAUGACAUUAUAGUUCCUGCAGAAUAUUCAUUAUCAUGAAUGCCACCGAAGUUCAGAGAUGACAUUUACAGUUACUGAAUAAUUUGAUGUUCCUGUUAAUCGGAAUUAGGCUGACCAAUUUUUUUUAGCUACAUUCCGCCUUGAAGUGCUACAAAGAAGGAAGUGCUUCCGCCUUGAAGUGCUAUACGUUGCUAUGUGAAGAGAUUCUGAAUGAUAUAUUUUGCCGAAAAAUUUCAUAUUUCUGUCUCACAUGAUAUUUAUCAAUUGUAUGCCUUCGAACGAAAAAUGAUGUUUAAAAAAUCAUGUAGGUUAUUUGUUUUAAUACAAAUUGCAGUG
Messenger RNA from Hyalella azteca, 3009 nucleotides. Its product is annotated as phosphomethylethanolamine N-methyltransferase. The transcript is spliced from 15 exons. The record is from RefSeq and is a predicted model, not a curated record. The coding region runs from base 1 to 1905 and encodes 634 amino acids. Gene Ontology annotation, molecular function: DNA binding; N-methyltransferase activity. NCBI's taxonomy places the organism in Eukaryota, Metazoa, Arthropoda, Malacostraca, Amphipoda, Hyalellidae.